Molecule: messenger RNA, 1270 nt
Organism: Ricinus communis (castor bean)
Lineage: Eukaryota; Viridiplantae; Streptophyta; Magnoliopsida; Malpighiales; Euphorbiaceae
Exons: 4
Coding region: 221-1066 (281 amino acids)
Source: RefSeq, a predicted model, not a curated record
ACGUGUCCACUUCACCUUGUACCUUUCUUCUUCUUCUUCAUAUAUAGUUUCUGUUCGGUUACAAACAACUAUUUUAUCAUCUUCUACAAAAUUCGCAAGAAAAUGGGACAAGGUGAAGAAGUCAAGACUCGAAGCGAACCUGAGAUUGAGAUUCAGGAGAGGGGAGAGAUAUUCUUCUUCUACAGGCCUAAAGUUGAGAAAGAAGAAGCUCACUCUCCUGAUGACGUUCAACGUUUGUAUGUUGUUUUACGCCCUGAAUCGGGAGAGCGAUCCCUUGAAGAGAAGCAAGAUCCUCACUCUGGCAAGGAAGCUUCCAAAAAGAACUCCCCUUCUUCUUCUUCUUCUUCCAAGAAUGAGACGGAGGGUGGACAUGGUACCCAGUUUGUCUGUAUGGCAGCAAGUGAACAUAGAAAAGGAGGCGUUGCUGCGAUUUAUUGUGAUGGGACGCAAAAGCCUUCCAGACCCAAGCAAGAAAAGCCAACCUUAUUGGGGUUUUGUCGACCUCGUCACUACAAACAUUGAUGAUGUCAAGAACGCUCUUGGAGGAGAGGAAUAUGAUACUUCCACAAGAGGGCAUCGACACAAGUAUCCCGCAAGAGCACUGGGAGAAGGUAUUUAUCGCAUACUAAGGCACAAUCCUUUCAAGAGAAUGCACACUCAUUUGGUUUACAAGCUAGAGUUUCCUCCUGAAGACGAGGGAAAUGAGCCCCAGCAGUCCCUCAACAUUGAUCGCCAAGCCUCUUUUGUUAUACAAAUCAAGAAUCCGGAGCAGCAUCAAAGUUCCCGAUUCAGAGGACUUCAGAACAAGCGCAAGGCCGUGUUUCCUGCUCACCUUGAAGGGCAGUUUGGGCAAAAAGGAUACUGCCCUGCUGAUCCCCCUGACUUUUUGAACUACGAAGGAUGCGAGUUUUUGCUGAUUUCAGCCUCCGAUGAUAUAGAGGAUGAGUUGGGGUUGGAGCUGAAGACAGAAUGCGAAGCAGCAGCAGAUUCACCUUGUUCUGAUUUAGUAGAGACUUUUGGAGAAAGUGUAGCUACCAGUGCUCUCUUUCGAGGCAGUUGGGCUUGACCUGGUUGAUGACAUAUCGGAAAAGCAGAAUCAGAAUUAAUCUUAGUUUAGUUUUGGGAAUGUAUGUAAUUAUUAUCAGUAAGUUCCCCUGUUUCAGCAGGUGAUAUUAGGAAGUAAUGUAGUGUGCACAGCGCAGAUAUAUUUUUGUUCUAGGCAGACUGGUUUUCUUGGCUGUAAUAACAAAGUGCCGCUCUUUUUCUUUUU